AUGGGAAUGGAGUUGUUGGCUUUGAAUUCAUCACCACUAUGCAAUGUUACUACAACUAGGACUAGGAGGAGAAUUCAUCACAAACACUACCAUUCCAAUCUGUCUAUUCCCAUGGCUAUGAUGACAUCUGCUUCCAAGGUAUAUGAUUCAGUGUUAGAGAACAAAAAGCAUGUCCUUUUAACCUCUCUUCAAGACACACAUAGAGGACUCUUAACAACUCCUCAUCAACGUUCUUCUAUUGAACAAGCACUAGUGAAUGUAGAAGUAACCAACACCGGUGACCCAAUUGAUUUGAACAAACUAGAUGGAACAUGGCGCCUCCAAUACACUUCUGCUCCUGAUGUUCUCAUUCUAUUCCAAGCUGCUGCUACACUUCCUUUCUUUCAAGUUGGACAGAUAUUUCAGAAAUUUGAAUGCCGUCAUAACUCUACCGGAGGUGUUAUUCUAAACGUUGUCCGCUGGAGUAUUCCAAAUUUGUUAGAGGAACAAGAAGGUGCCACGUUGCUUGUAUCUGCCAAAUUUACUCUUGUAUCCGCACGCAAUAUUUACCUUCAAUUUCAAGAGAUCACACUUCAAGAUAUAAAUAUUAGUGAACAGGUUCAGGCUCUAAUAUCUUCAGCAUUACUACCGCGAUCUUUUAUAAGUUUGCAGAUCUUGCAAUAUCUCCGUACUUUCAAAGCUCAAAUUCCCGUGAGGAAUCCAGGAAGGGAAUCCGUAGGAGGAUUAUAUUAUCUGAGCUAUUUGGAUGAUAAUAUGCUUUUGGGUCGUGCUGUCGGUGGAGGUGGUGUAUUUGUGUUUACAAGAGCCCAAUCACUUUGCUAA
Lathyrus sativus (Indian pea) is the source of this 822-nucleotide messenger RNA. The record is from the annotation of a GenBank genome assembly. Lineage: Eukaryota; Viridiplantae; Streptophyta; Magnoliopsida; Fabales; Fabaceae.